Messenger RNA from Suillus subalutaceus, 744 nucleotides. RefSeq lists its product as uncharacterized. The transcript has 7 exons. The record is from RefSeq and is a predicted model, not a curated record. Bases 1 to 702 code for a protein of 233 amino acids. NCBI's taxonomy places the organism in Eukaryota, Fungi, Basidiomycota, Agaricomycetes, Boletales, Suillaceae.
AUGGUAGUCGUGGGAACUAUAGAAGGAUAUCAUUCUGCUCCUGCUAGAUAUCGCUAUCCAUGGAUGUUCUACAAAUUUAAAUUACCACUAGGAGUUCCUGACAAGGUCACGACGUUGCGCCAUCAGGACCAGCCAGACUUUCUGACCAAAAGUUGGUUUGACACUGAUUAUAAGAUCGGAUUAGAAGGGGCACUUAUGACAAUACUGUUCUACUGGACCAUUACAGCCCGCAAGGGACGGAAGGAUACUUGUCUCAACCUUAUCGAACUUAAACAAGUCCCUGGCUUCUGCAUUCGACUAAAAUGUGAUGACGGUUGCACCGUCACCGCCAGCACGGAGCAUAGCGCAGGGCACCAUGAAAAUGCUGCACCACUGCUUCCAAACAGCGAGUGUGCAUCAACUACACUUACUGCUUUCCUUGCUGCUGUAGAUGGCGAUGGACAGGCAAAUAUUAGAUUAGAUAUCCUUGAGGCAAGGCAGGCUGAUGAGGAGCUGUAUCGCACAUUUGUGUGGCGCGAGUAUAGUGUCCGUUUCGGGGGGAUAAGGGACGACUUGGAUAGCUGGAGAGCUAGGAUAUAUCAGCAUCUGCAAACCACAAGUAAACCUGUCUUCUGGCGCAACUCGGAUGAAGAUCAACUUCAGCCUGGGAGGCUUGGAUUGCUGAGAUUCUACCAGGAAUUGAGAGAUCCAGUGUUUUUCUGAGAUGCAAGCAGCCAGCUACAGUAAAAACGAUGCAUAGGGUAA